Penicillium lagena is the source of this 1671-nucleotide messenger RNA. RefSeq lists its product as uncharacterized. Lineage: Eukaryota; Fungi; Ascomycota; Eurotiomycetes; Eurotiales; Aspergillaceae. Bases 1 to 1671 code for a protein of 556 amino acids. Gene Ontology annotation, biological process: dolichol-linked oligosaccharide biosynthetic process; glycolipid translocation. The record is from RefSeq and is a predicted model, not a curated record. Gene Ontology annotation, cellular component: endoplasmic reticulum membrane. The transcript has a single exon.
AUGUCCGGCCCAGGCGAAGUGGGCCAGGUCCUGGCAUCGUCCGCCACCGGCACUACCUUUUUGGUCUUGAUUCAACUGGCGUCGAGAGUCUUCACAUUCGCCUCCAACCAGGUGAUCUUACGAACCUUACCGCCAGCCGUGCUGGGCAUCGCAGCUCAACUGGAGCUCUACCAGCUGUCCAUUCUGUAUUUUUCGCGGGAAAGCAUUCGCUUGGCCAUUCAAAGACAGCCCCUGGCCGAGUGCUCGCCACCCAGUCAACCAAUCUCUGCUCAACGCGUCAACAAAGCAGCAACGCCAUCCACCAAACGGUCGGAUGCCUCCCAAUCCGUGGUGAACGUGUCCUACUUGAGCAUCGCUCUCGGGAUACCGUCAUGUCUCGCAUUUACGAUGCUCUAUCGCCAUUUUGGGUCCAUGGAGGUCUCCCAGGCACCCUUCUUCUAUCCUAGUGUGCUCAUGACCGGGGUUGCAUCGCUCAUGGAACUGGGCGUAGAGCCAUUCUUCGCUGUGGUGCAGCAGCGCAUGCUCUAUGAGAGAAGAGCCGCCGUCGAAAUGCCAGCAGCAUUCAUCAAAAGUCUCGUCAUCUGCUCAGCUUUCAUCUAUGCUGGGCAAGUCCAUUGUGAUGUUGGGGUCUUGCCCUUUGCUCUUGGCUAUUUGGCUUAUUCACUAGCCCUUAUCUGCGGCUACUCUCUGGCCAUGUUCAAAGAGGCGCACGAAGGCCAAUUUUCAUUUCUUCUCAGUUAUGUAAAAACCGGGUAUGUGGGAGGUGGAUAUAUAUGUGUGUGCUCGGUACGCGGGAAACCCAUGCUGACCAUACAUAGAGAUCCAUCGAAGUAUUACAUGCGUCGGUUUUCUCGCCAGCUCACAUCGCUAGCCGCCAGCGUAUUCUUCCAGUCACUUGUCAAGCACAUCCUAACGCAGGGUGAUUCAAUUAUGCUUGCAGCCAUGUCUAAUCUGGAGGACCAAGGCAUAUAUGCGAUUGCGUCCAACUAUGGCGGUCUCAUUGCCCGAAUUAUAUUCCAGCCACUGGAGGAGAGCAGCCGAAACCUGUUUUCGACCCUCCUCACCAGCGAUGACACUGGAACCCGAAGAGUGACCCACGUCCGUGCCGCCAAAGCUCACCUCUUAGACAUUCUCUACGUGUAUCAGCUGUUGUCGGUCGUCCUCUUUCCUCUAGGUCCAGUGAUGGUCCCACAGUUGCUCCGCUUCCUGGGGGGCCGUCAAUGGAUGUCACCUAAGGUCGGGGACUUGCUUUCUCUUUUCUGUUACUAUAUCCCCUUCCUGGCAUUCAACGGAAUCACAGAAGCAUUUGUGUCCUCGGCGGCCAACACCCGGGAGAUCCGGAAACAAACAGCCUGGAUGGGUGCCUUUUCUGCCUGUUAUGCCGUGGCGGCCUACAUUUUCCUAGAGGUGGGCGAUCUGGGAGCGUAUGGCCUGGUACUGGCCAACAUUGUGAACAUGGCGGUCCGGACACUGUGGAGCUACCUCUUCAUCAAGUUCUAUCUCAGACGAAAUGGCGAUGGCCUCCGUCUCAAGGAAGCAAGCAUUCGGCCGGGCUGCUACAUCGUCGCGGUCACAGCGGUGGCCAUAUCGGCUCAACAGAGACUGUCGAGACCGGAAAGCGGAUUCAUCCAAGCAACUGCAUUCAGUGGUAUAUAUGCGCUUCUAGUGUAA